Messenger RNA from Cokeromyces recurvatus, 1268 nucleotides. RefSeq lists its product as uncharacterized. The record is from RefSeq and is a predicted model, not a curated record. Bases 63 to 1004 code for a protein of 313 amino acids. Lineage: Eukaryota; Fungi; Mucoromycota; Mucoromycetes; Mucorales; Mucoraceae. The transcript has a single exon.
AUCUUUUCUUUCCUUUUCUUUUCUUUUUCAUUUUAAUAUAUAAUUCAUACCUGCUUCUUUAUAUGGAAAUUAUUAAUGAAGAAGACUAUUAUGCGAGUUUAUCUCUUCCACCUUUGCCACCACUAUCCUUAAGAAAAAACAAACUAUCGAAAAAGAAGUCAACUGUGUGUCGACUUAAGAAAUAUAAAGAGACUAAAGCAGAACGACUUUUACGAGCUCUUGUUACUGAGGUUGAGUGUGUUGACCUUCAGAAUCGUCUCAAGCAAGCAAUAGAUGAUAUUAUAACCUUUUUUACAGAAAACUACGAUACUUUAAUUGAUGAAUUUUAUGAGCUUGAACAUACCAAAAAUGAACUUGAAUACCGCCUUCAUAUUCAGUCUAAACAUCAUGAACGUUCAUUAAAAGAAAUACAACAAUUUUAUAAAAUCCAAUACGAAAACAAUCCUAAUAUGCUAUUUCAGCAGCAUGGUAGUCGUCGAUCAACGGCUUCCUCAAUACUGUUACCUAGUAAUGUAAGCUGUAUAUCGGGUAGAAGUUAUAUGUCAUCUUCCUCAGCACGAUCUUCUUCCUGCUCAUCUUCAAUGCGGACAUCAUUUUCUCAUUUAAUGGAUGAAAUGAUUGACCCUACCAUGAUACGUGAAGAUUCAAUUUUGUUAGAAAAAGAAGAAAAUCAACAUCAUCCUAAUGAAAUUGAUAUUUAUUCAGUCUUAUCUGAUUCAGAAGCUGGUCAUGAUCCUUCUAAUACAACUGAUUCUUCUAAAGGUGAUCAUACCUUAUCAUCUCUAGUACAAUCACCAACUGUUGAUGACAAUGAAUUAAAUACUAAUAAUGAAAUAAGCAUUUCUAAAACCAAAUUCGAAAAUAAUAAUAGUGAGGUAACAAUAACAACUGCGAAAAAGGAAAGAGAAGAAGAUGCUUUGACUUUUGCUUGUGGUGAUGGCUUUUGGAAUACAAUUGCUCGAGGAAAGAAUAAUAAGACAGAUGUAGACACAUUAAUUAGGUAACUGUACUAGCACAUAACAUGUUUUAAUUUUUAUUAACACAUACACACACACACACACACACACACACACACACACACACACACACACAUACACACACACACAUACAUACAUACACACAUACACAAAAUGCAUAUAACAGUAACUAUUUACGUCGAGGAGGUAAUCCAAAUGUUGCAAAAAACUCUGAAACAAUAAGAAAUGUCAAAGAAGGAUAUGGCCUCAUACACGCCUUAAUAGCUAUCAAGAAUACUUCCGCUUUACAAA